CAUACUCGUAAUAAUAUUAAUAUACUAACAAAAAAAAUUGUUUCUUUAGCUUAGGCCAUUGAACUUUUUCUCUGAAGCUGCAUCUGCCAUCUCAUGUUGGAGUUGACCAUUUGAGAAAAUGUGAAUAUUAUUUCACCUAAGUGUAAUGUUUCUUUUUUCCCUAUUCAUUGGUAAAGGUAAACAAUCAGAAAUAACCUCUCUAAACCCUUUUAUCUGUUCCGCCCUUUGUAGCCUCAAAUCAAUACAACUUAAAAUCUUCUUCUAUAAAAAUCCUAAGCCUACAUAUCUUGUUCUCCCUUUUUAAUGCAGCAAUGGUGGAAUCCAGUUCAUUUGUAGCCUCCGGACGCAGAGGCCAAAAAUGGAAGGCUUUACACACUAGCUGGGUCAUGGUCCACAAAUUUCUUGGGUCAGGAUUCAUAGAAGCAGCAUCACAUUUGUCGAAGUUUUCAGCUUGAAUACACGACAUGCCGCCUGGCCCUUUUUAGCCCCAUUUAAGCUCGCCUCUUCCUUGGAGAGACAUCCCCUUCUCUUUCUUUGCUGAGUGUUUUUGGUCUCCCUCAGCCAUGUCUUCUGCAUCUUAUUCCUUUUCCUCUCAGGCACUAAAGAUAGGCAUAGUCGGUUUUGGCACAUUUGGGCAGUUCCUGGCAAAGACGAUGAUCAAACAAGGCCACACCAUAAGUGCAACUUCUCGGACAGAUUAUUCCCAGCUCUGUCAUCAAUUGGGUAUUUCAUUCUUCAGGGAUGUAGCCGCAUUCGUUGAAGCAGAUAACGAUGUCGUAUUGAUAAGCACAUCCAUCCUAUCCCUGUCAAAGAUGCUCAAGUCAAUCCCAUUCCGUUGCCUUAAACGCCGGACACUCUUCGUCGACGUGCUUUCGGUCAAAGAACACCCAAGAGACGUUCUUUUGCAAGUUGUGCCAGAGGAAAUGGACUUGCUUUGCACUCAUCCCAUGUUUGGACCCGAAAGUGGCAAGAAUGGGUGGAAAGAUCUUGUUUUCAUGUAUGACAAAGUUCGGGUGAGGGAUGAAGCUACGUGUUCCAGCUUCCUACACAUCUUUGAACAUCAGGGUUGCAGAAUGAUGCCAAUGUCCUGUGAAGAACAUGACAGACUGGCUGCGAGGAGUCAAUUUCUUACUCAUGCAAUCGGCAGGAUUUUGUCAGAAACCGGAAUUGAAUCUACAUCAAUUAACACCAAAAGCUUCGAAACACUAGUUAAAUUGAAAGAGAGCACCACCAAUGAUAGUUUCGAUCUGUUCAGCGGAUUAUUCAUCCAUAACAGAUUUGCUAAACAAGAGUUGAUGAAUCUAGAGCAUGCUUUUCAAAUGGUCAAGAAGAAGCUGCUGAAGACAGUGAACGAAGAGCAAAUUCCCAACAAGUCUCACCAUCAAAUGGACUCUUGCUAACAAAAAUGUUCUAUUAAUUGUUGACUCAGUCUUUUUUCACCCUUUUCAAAUUUUUAAGAAUAAUCUUUAAAAACAUUGGUACGGUCAUAACAAGCCAAGCAAGCUGCAGGCUACUUC
Molecule: messenger RNA, 1517 nt
Organism: Theobroma umbraticum
Lineage: Eukaryota; Viridiplantae; Streptophyta; Magnoliopsida; Malvales; Malvaceae
Product: arogenate dehydrogenase 2, chloroplastic-like
Biological process (GO): L-tyrosine biosynthetic process
Molecular function (GO): NAD+ binding; prephenate dehydrogenase (NAD+) activity; arogenate dehydrogenase (NADP+) activity
Source: RefSeq, a predicted model, not a curated record